Molecule: messenger RNA, 1319 nt
Organism: Setaria italica (foxtail millet)
Lineage: Eukaryota; Viridiplantae; Streptophyta; Magnoliopsida; Poales; Poaceae
Product: annexin-like protein RJ4
Cellular component (GO): cytoplasm
Molecular function (GO): calcium ion binding; calcium-dependent phospholipid binding
Source: RefSeq, a predicted model, not a curated record
GGAAUUCGCUCCCUCACGUAGUCACGUUUCCAUUUCCUUCCUCUCUCGCCAUUCGAUUACCUUUCCUUUCUCCCUGCUUUAAGAGAAAGGAAACCGCGAGCAAUGCCCGGUAUUUAAACGGCCGGGCCGUGCGUGCGUCCGGCCGGCCUAGGCGAAGGCUAACCGAGUUCUCUACAUCGAACACUUCAUUUGUCCGGGCGGCGAGUCGGCGGCCAUGGCCUCUGCGGGGUUCGAGGAGGCGUGCAGGGAGAUCCGCGGCGCGCGCGGCCACCCGCGGCGCCUGGGCCAGCUCCUGGCUACGCGGAGCCCCGCCGAGAGGCAGCAGAUCAGGGCGGCCUACCGCGCGUCCUUCGGCGAGGACCUCGUCGCGGCGCUGCAGGGGAUCCUCGUCGCUGGGGCCGGCGGCCAGGAGGACGAGCUCCGCAAGCUGCUCUACCUGUGGGCGCUGGACCCGGCGGAGCGGGACGCGGUGGUGGCGCGGGAGGCGGUGGAGGGCGGCGUCACCGUCGCCGGCUACCGCGCCCUCGUCGAGGUCUUCACGCGCCGGAAGCAGGACCAGCUCUUCUUCACCAAGCAGGCGUACCUGACAAGGUUCAGGAGGAAUCUGGACCAGGACAUGGUCACCGAGCCAUCGCAUCCGUACCAGAGGCUGCUGGUUGCUCUUGCGGCCUCACGCAAGUCGCACCACGACGAGCCCAGCCAGCACAUCGCCAAAUGCGACGCGAGGAGGCUGCACGACGCCAAGAACGGCGGCGCGGGAUCGGUCGUCGACGAGGCUGUCAUCCUCGAGAUGUUCAGCAAGAGGAGCAUCCCGCAGCUCAGGCUGGCCUUCUGCAGCUACAAGCACAUAUAUGGGCAUGACUACACCAAGGCACUGAAGAAGAAUGGCUCUGGUGAGUUUGAAGAAGCUCUGAGAGCUGUUGUCAAGUGCAUCUACAGUCCUUCCAAGUAUUACUCCAAGUUGCUGCAGAGAAGUAUGCUAUGCGCAGGAACUGACAAAAGGUUGUUAACAAGGGCGAUAUUGGGCAGCGACGAUGUCGGUAUAGAUGAGAUUAGAUCAGCGUUCAAGAGUUGUUAUGGGAGGAACCUUGCAGACUUCAUCCAUGAAAGCUUGCCUCAGAGUGAUUACAGAGAUUUCUUGUGGCUGUGGCAAGAGGGUCAGCCGCCUCAUGAAGUUGGCAUAGAGGAAACCUUGACUUGUCCAGCGAAGCAAAUACUGCUUUUCAUGAUGCAGGAGUAAGUAGAACAUAAAAAACAGCAGUCUCGUGCCAUCUGAACUUGGAUUUCAGGUUAUGAAAUGUUACCAGUUUAUUUACAAA